AUGGCCGCCUGGUUCUCCGCCGAAGACGCGGAGGAGGAGGUCGGGGAUUUGGAUGCCGGCCGCGGACAUGGCGCGGAAGCGUGGGACGAGGAGGAAGCAGACGAAGAGGAAGAUCUGACUCGCUUGUAUGUGCCGAACGAGCAGAAGUGGCAGGCGCAUCUCGCGGCUCUCGGGAAGCAAGGUCGCGCGACUUUGAAUGCGGUACGACGCGUCCAGCAGCAUCUGCAGUUGAAGCAGCAUCCGCACGAAGAGCCCGCUGGCUUGGCUGCCGUGGCUGGCGACUCUCUCUGCCCACCCGUGGUUCUUCCUGUGCAUGCAGCGCCUGAGCUGGCGGCGCCGCGGAGCCCGGCUCCAGAGCGCGCGCAGCCGCUGCCCGCUUCUCGCUCCGAGCCACAUCUCACACUUCGCGGCAUCUCAGCCGAUUCCGUAACCUCGUUUUCUUCGCAGCCAGGCGCGGGCACCUCUGCGGAUCUGUCGUCCCUCCUCUCGCCUUCGGAGAAGCAUCGCCGCGCGCAGGGGGAGGAGCUUCUCGAAAAGCGUCUGUUUGAUCUGACUACUCCGGGAGUGUCGCGCGUGACGAGCGUGGCUUUCGUGUCGAGUCUCUGCCGCUUGGACAAGAAAGAAAAAUCUGAAAAAGUGGAGGGCGCAGGCGAACUCGAGCGGGAGGCUCUGAGUCACCAGCUCGCCCUCGCCCUGCUUCUCGAACCGCGCGGCAGCAGCGUAGACCGACCAGAAACUGAUCAACAACAAGUUCUUCAUCAGCUCGACACCGUCUGCUCGCUCGCGCGCUGCUGCGUGCGGCCGUGGCGGCACCUGUUGCCGGAACAAAUAAAAGCGACCUGCCUCUCUGGAGGCCUCAGCAACAAGCUAUUUGUAGUGGAUGCCGACGUCGGCGGGGAGCUGAGGGAGGGAGGCGCAGGAGAUCGCAGUGCCUCGGAGUCGGGUCGCCUGAGCGAAGACCGCCGCGGCGAAGAGACUCCAAAACGCGUCCUGCUGCGCGUUUACGGGCACCCAGCUGGCACAGAGCUCUUCGAUCCUCGCGCGGAGCAAAAACUCUUCAAGAAGCUGGGCGACAUCGGAGUCGCACCGCGCUGCAUCGCCGAAUUCGAUGGCGGCCGCGUGGAGGCGUGGAUUGACGGCCGCACGCUAAAGACCGAGGACCUCCACGACGAAGACACGCUUCUCAAAAUCGCCCGCGUUCUCUCGCGCUUCCACCAGACGUGCCUUCGCCCUCUGCGCCGGUGCGCCUCGGAGACCGCGCGGCGGUCCUGUCCGUGGUGUGCGGUCGUCCCGCUCGCUGCGACUUCUCUGCCGCUCAGAAGUCGCCCCUCUGCUUCGCUGCAUCGCUUUCAAAGCCCCAGCGGGGAAAGCGUUCAGGAUGCCCUCUCGCUGAGUCCACACACACACCACCACAGCUCGUCGGCGGCUCCGUCGGCCGCGCGGCGUGACCCUCCGCCGGCGGGCGCGCCCUCUGCGCCCUCGCAGGCGGCGUUGCCUGCUUCCCCUUCGGGCUCAGCGGACGGCGGCUUCGACCCGGCGAAACCCGCCGGCAGCUGUCCGCUGUCGGGCGAGUGCAGCGACAGCAAGUCUGCUGCGCCCUUCUCCCCCUGCGAGUGUCUCCUCUGCCGCACGGAGCUUUGGGCACUGCUCGCCGAGAAGUCGCAGCGCGAGGCGGCGCUGCUCGCCCAGCAGACUGCGGAAGUCGCGGAGGCCGCGCUGGAAGAAGCCGCGGAAGCCGCGGCAGCCAAAGGCGAGGAAAAACGCGAGCGAGCAGACCAGGCACAGGGCCGCCCAGCCGCAGAGCGACUCCGCGCUGAGGCGGAGCCCGCGGCGACACCAGACGGGGCGGCCGACCACGCCGAGGCCGCGCGCCACCGGAGCGGCGAGGAGACACCUGGGAGCGAGACCGAGGGGAGGGAGGGACAAGACGCCAGCGGAGAAGACGAAACGGAAGCGAUACGCGCAGCGGAGCUGCUGGCGGAAAAAGCGGCUGUGGCGCUGGACGAGGCGAAGGCGACUGUAGGGCUGAUGCAGGGCCUCGAUCUGGAGAAGUACAUGCGAGAAGCAAGGCAACUCAGAGAGGCGAUUUUGAGUCGCGUGAGGAGGGAGCUGUCUCCCGAGAGCCUCACGAGCGUCUACAGCGGCGCGGAGCGAUGGGCGCUGCUCUCCGCGGCCUCGCCGGUCCUCUCGCACAACGACCUGCAAGAAAACAACUUGAUGCUAGCGAACGCAGGGCGACUGCACUUGAUUGACUUCGAAUACGCGACGGAGAGUUUAAGAGGCUUCGAUAUCGCAAAUUUGUUCUGCGAGAUGUGCAUCGAUUACACGUCAGCUCAGCACUUCCCCUUCUUCCUCAUCGACUCAACACGGUAUCCCGCGCGCGCGACCCGACGCAAGUUCAUCCGCGUCUACCUCGAGAGUCUGCUCGCCGUGCCCAAGAGACGGCGCAGCGCCGCGGACGCCGAGAGCCGUGCGCGCGGCGACGCGAAGGAGGGCGCGUCAUCCAGCGCAGCACUGGCGUGCGUGAACGGUGUAGGCGGAGAACGAGACGGGGAUGCGACCCACGACGAGGUUAACGAUGCGAUCAUCACGAACUUUGAGCACAUGGUUGAGCUCUUGACGCUGUCUUCGCAUCUUCUUUGGGCCUUCUGGUCUGUUGUGCGGACGCCCAUGCGACAGUCGGAAGAUGAGUUCUCUUAUCUCAGAUACGCCGUUGAGAGGCUGAAGCUGUACGAGGAGAAGAAGACCGAGCUCAUUCGUCUGGGAAUUCUGACUGCCGGCGCAGACGGGAGACCGUCGGCUUCUGCGUGA
Besnoitia besnoiti is the source of this 2811-nucleotide messenger RNA. Its product is annotated as phosphotransferase enzyme family protein. Gene Ontology annotation, cellular component: cytoplasm. The record is from RefSeq and is a predicted model, not a curated record. Gene Ontology annotation, biological process: phosphatidylethanolamine biosynthetic process; phosphatidylcholine biosynthetic process. Lineage: Eukaryota; Apicomplexa; Conoidasida; Eucoccidiorida; Sarcocystidae. Gene Ontology annotation, molecular function: choline kinase activity; ethanolamine kinase activity. The transcript is spliced from 8 exons. The coding region runs from base 1 to 2811 and encodes 936 amino acids.